AUGAAAAAUUUUUCAUUAAUCAAAAAUACAACAACAUCGAAUACAUCUGAUGCUAAUACUAUCAAUGGUUGUACUAAUAAUGAUAACAGUAUUAAUAUUUCUAAUUUUCAAUACCAAGGAAGUAAUUUUAAUGGUAAUAUUUCUUUAUCAGCCGCCUGCCAAUCUAAUAUUUCAAUUGAAAUUGAUAAUACGAAUGUAGAGAUGAUUGACAGUGAAACACAAAAUCAAGAUAGUUUAUGUACACCAACAGCAAUGGGCGUAUUGGAAAAUAAAAACACUGAUUUGCAAGUAUUAUUUCAAAAAGAAGCAAAACUACAGGACAACUGUAAUCAUUCGGAUACAAUAUCUGAUUCAGAGGAAGAAAACAACAACAACAUUAUCGAACGUAGCUCUGUUAAUAGCAAUCAUUUAGAUUCAAAGAUGGCUGAUAUUCAGCAUUCAAAUAUUCCUAAUUUUUCACCGAAAUCUCUUCCAGGUGUUAUAUUUAUGCAUAGUCAAGAGAUGGAAUUCGUUGAUAAACAACGUGCAGCACAUCCAAACAUAAAAUGGUAUUCAGAUGAUAUUGAUCAACAUCAAAAGCACAACGAUAUUCAUCGUUCAUCAAGAGAACGUCGAAUUCUUUUAAAGAAUAUUGAAGAUAAUGGUAAUAUUAUUGGACAAUUAAAAUGUUAUAAUAUGCAACAAAAAACAGAAAAAUAUCUAUCAACUAUAGUUGAAGUAUUUUGGUAUAUUCUGACUGAAGAAAUGCCGUUAAUCAAGUUCAAACCAUUAAUACAAUUGCUGGAUCGAGUUCAUUGCCCAGGUGUUGCGGAAUGGAUGAACUUAUCAAAUAAUAAACAGAAGUACUGGGGAAAAGAAGCUAUAUCUGAAUGGCUUUUAUCAAUAAAUGCCUAUAUAUACCAACAACAACUAGCAUCAAUUCGAAAAACAGAUUUCAUUAACCUGAUAGUUGAUGAAACACAGGACAUAUCAGUUCGAAAAAUGGUUUCAAUUUGCUUACGUUAUAUUGAAAAGGAUACAGGUACAAUACAAGAACAAUUAUUCAAAAUUAAACCUAUUACAGAUACAUCUGGAGAAGGAUGCUUUUUUAUGAUUGAAAAAUUGAUCACUCAGUUGGAAAAAGAUGCUGGCAAACGAUUUACUGUAACUGCUCAAACAUAUGACGGGGUGUCGACUGUAAAAGAUUCUGGAGAAGAUGAUUUUUACGAUGCAUUUGAUACAGUCAAAAGUACAUUAUCAUUCAUUCGUGAUAGCCCACAACGACUCGAAAUUCUACUCAAUUGUCAAAAGUUAAAUGGUACAAGUAAACGAGGACAUACAGUUCCAAAAGCAUCGAAAAUCAGAUGGAGCUACAACUAUGAAAUACUUCGUUUUACUGUUAAACAUUAUUUACCAAUUGUUCAAACACUUACAACAAUUUCACAAUUAAAGACCGAUGGUUCUUCUGAUGCUAAACGAUAUAGUGUUGUUUUAUUGAAAUAUGAAACAGUGUUCGAGAUUAUGAUGCUGCGAAAUAUCUUCAAAAUAUCAAUGAAGUUCCUUCGUCAAAUUGAAUCACGUGGAUCUUGUUUGGAUAGUUUUUCAUUACAUGUACAAGCGGCCACUGCUUCUAUCAGUAAAGUUGCUCAAGAUUUUGACUUUCAAUCAUUUAAAUCCUUAAUGUGGAAUCUUCAGCAACACGCACCAACGAUCACCGCUACUGCUCAUUCAACACGUCAUAAAAGAAAAGAAGUGUCAACUGCAAUAUUUUCAGAAGACUUUAGUGAAGAUGAUUUACGAAAAGAUGGAGAAGAAAUCGUUAUGGCGAUAUUAGAUUCAUUGUCAAAUAAGUUCGAUAGUGAAGCUAAAGAAUUAGUUGAAAAUUUAAGUAUGUUAUCGACGCCAUCUAAGUUUACACCUGAUGAAUUACUUCAAAAUGGUUUAGUUCAUACCUACACAAAUGAAAUUUCAUAUGAACAUACAAGUGUCGAUAAAAGAAAAUUCAAACGAACUGAUUCACCUUUACUAAACAUCAAUCGAUUAAAAAAAGAUGUUCACUCAUUUUUGGUACUAACACAAGAUUUAAAUACAAUUCAAUCGAUUAUACAACAAUUAGCUAAACAUGGGCAAGAACAAGCUCCUGAAUGGUAUAAAUUAUAUCAAGUGUUAGGCACCUUUGCGAUUGGCUCUAAUGAAGCCGAACGUUCAUUUUCUACACUUCGACGAAUUAAAUCUUGGCAACGUAAUCGAAUUAGUGAUAGUACGGUAGAAAUAUGUAUUAAAGCAUCAACCUUAGCGUCGUCUUUAAGUAAUGAAGCUACUCAAUUCAUUAUACGUGAUUUUAUAAGUCAUCCAGGUCGAGCAGAAUCUAGAAAUAUUACUAUUUUUAUGAACAACAGUGAUGAAGAACAAGAUAGUGAUGAUGAAUAA
Messenger RNA from Rotaria sp. Silwood2, 2409 nucleotides. NCBI's taxonomy places the organism in Eukaryota, Metazoa, Rotifera, Eurotatoria, Philodinida, Philodinidae. The record is from the annotation of a GenBank genome assembly.